GAGCUCAUCGCUCCUCCGGCGCUUCCCUCCCUAGCGUCCUUUUCAGUCAGCCAGGAGCAGUCGAUCGCCGAGCCAGCAGCAUUAUUCAGCAGGAAACGCGGUACCGCUCAGCAUGUUUCGCAAUCAGUAUGAUAACGAUGUUACUGUUUGGAGCCCUCAGGGCCGUAUUCAUCAGAUUGAGUAUGCAAUGGAGGCCGUGAAGCAGGGCUCUGCCACCGUUGGACUGAAGUCCAAAACUCAUGCUGUGCUUGUAGCUUUAAAGAGGGCACAGUCAGAACUGGCAGCUCAUCAGAAGAAAAUUCUUAAUGUGGACAAUCACGUUGGUAUUUCCAUUGCCGGUCUCACUGCUGAUGCCCGUCUGCUAUGUAACUUCAUGCGGCAGGAGUGUCUCGACUCUCGCUUCGUCUUCGAUCGCCCCCUUCCAGUUUCCCGACUGGUCUCUCAGAUUGGAAGCAAAACCCAAAUUCCAACUCAGCGUUACGGGCGGCGACCAUACGGCGUUGGGCUGCUCAUUGCUGGAUACGACGACAUGGGACCCCACAUUUUCCAGACCUGCCCCUCCGCCAACUACUUUGACUGUAGAGCGAUGUCCAUCGGAGCGAGGUCUCAGUCAGCACGCACUUACCUGGAGCGACACAUGUCAGAGUUUCUGGACUGCAACCUGAAUGAGCUGGUGAAACAUGGACUGCACGCCCUGAGAGAAACUCUCCCUGCAGAGCAGGAUCUCACUACUAAGAAUGUUUCUAUCGGCAUCGUCGGCAAAGACACCGAGUUUACCAUCUACGAUGACGAUGAUGUUGCCCCAUUUCUUGAGGGCUUGGAAGAAAGACCUCAGAGGAAGACUGCGCCCUCUGCUGAUGAACCAGUAGAAAAGCAGGAGGAGCCUAUGGAGCACUAAAUUAGAAGCUUAUGAAAACCGCACUCUAAACCUGCCCCCGAGGACUUGAUGAAACUUUGCUUCCGCUUGUGGAUCCAUUUCUACAUACAUAAUACUAAUCUGGGGAAAAAAUCGGCUUAAGGCAUUGCCUCGUAUUUUGUAUGAUAUUGUGGUUACAGUUGUAUAAGCGACUGAAAAAUAAAGGGUAUUUUUCCUCUUGA
Messenger RNA from Xenopus laevis (African clawed frog), 1098 nucleotides. It is a transcript of the gene psma1.S, whose product is annotated as proteasome subunit alpha 1 S homeolog. Lineage: Eukaryota; Metazoa; Chordata; Amphibia; Anura; Pipidae. The coding region runs from base 113 to 898 and encodes 261 amino acids. Gene Ontology annotation, cellular component: cytosol; cytoplasm; proteasome core complex, alpha-subunit complex. The transcript has 10 exons. Gene Ontology annotation, biological process: ubiquitin-dependent protein catabolic process; protein catabolic process. The record is from RefSeq and is a predicted model, not a curated record.